GACACAUAACCUCACACUGUCAAUUUAUGUUGCAGAGCCCAGUGGCAACGUCGGACCUGUCGCUCGACCAGUCGCUGUCAUCGGGCGUGGACAUGCGCAGUAGUGCAGUGCGCGUGGCCGGCGACUACACGAAGCGCAAAAACGUGCUGCGCAUGUCCACAGUGAAACCCUGCCGCUCGGAAUUUCUGAUUCAGGCGGAAAGCGGCGAAGAAUUCGCCGAUUGGGUGAAAACGCUGCAGCAGCAAGUCGCUGUCAGCACCGAGGCCGAUCUGGAGCAAUCGGGAGGGGGGAGACAGAGGGCGGAGCCGCAGGCCCCCCCCACCGGUCCGGCGCAGAGCAGCCAUUUGUCGCCGCAGCCGGCCAAUAAGAACGGCAAAACGUCGAUGGUGAGCCGCAAUCGAUCGCCCACCGGCCAAUCGCCGGUGAGCAAGACAAGGAAACCAUCAUCGCACAAUGACAGCGCCAUCCCCACCACCAGCCCCAAGAGUAAAACGUGGCGGGGCCGCGUUGCCAAGCAGUUCAAGAAAUUCAACCAGGGCGCCACGUCGCCAACGUCGCCCACCGCACCGGAAGUGUACGGGUCGACCUUCGGUAUCCCGAUCGAGCAUUGUAUCGCCUCGAACGAGAACGGAUUCCUGCCGAGGUUUGUCGAAGUUUGCACGGAAAUAAUCGAUGCCAAAGGUCUGGGAGUGACGGGAAUUUAUCGUGUGCCUGGCAACAAUGCCUCAAUCACGGCGCUGUCGGAGGAGAUCAAUCGGAAUUUUGAGGAGGUGCCGCUGGAGGAUGCCAAGUGGAACGAUCUGCACGUGGUCAGCAGCCUGCUGAAGUCGUUUUUGAGGAAGAUGCCCGACAGUUUGGUCACGUCCGCCCUCUAUCCGCACUUUAUCAAGGUGAGCUGCAAAAGUGGGGGGCGCAGUUGCCAAAUUUAUUUGAUUUGUUCCUGCAAAAAUCGAGCCCUUUCGAGUGCAGUUUAAGUUUUGCAAAUCCGA
Dendroctonus ponderosae (mountain pine beetle) is the source of this 989-nucleotide messenger RNA. RefSeq names its product rho GTPase-activating protein 21-like. The transcript has 3 exons. Bases 27 to 974 code for a protein of 315 amino acids. The record is from RefSeq and is a predicted model, not a curated record. Gene Ontology annotation, biological process: regulation of GTPase activity; signal transduction. Lineage: Eukaryota; Metazoa; Arthropoda; Insecta; Coleoptera; Curculionidae. Gene Ontology annotation, cellular component: cytoplasm.